AUGUUGUGUCCUACUAAGGAUGAAACCUCUGCAAGCUCUACGGAGCUGUUCAAGUCAUUUCGAGUAUUAGAGAGGUUUGACAUGAGCUACUGCAACUUAAAGUUUGAAUGGAUGUUACUGAAUGAUGUUGCACAGCUGAAAUUGACAGAUGAGACGUCCCAAAAUUUCUUGUUGGAUCGUCCGGAUGAACCUCAUCCUGACCGCAAUACAUAA
Plasmopara halstedii is the source of this 213-nucleotide messenger RNA. RefSeq lists its product as uncharacterized. NCBI's taxonomy places the organism in Eukaryota, Oomycota, Peronosporomycetes, Peronosporales, Peronosporaceae. The transcript is spliced from 2 exons. The record is from RefSeq and is a predicted model, not a curated record. Bases 1 to 213 code for a protein of 70 amino acids.